Neospora caninum is the source of this 486-nucleotide messenger RNA. RefSeq lists its product as hypothetical. The record is from RefSeq and is a predicted model, not a curated record. The coding region runs from base 1 to 486 and encodes 161 amino acids. The transcript is spliced from 7 exons. NCBI's taxonomy places the organism in Eukaryota, Apicomplexa, Conoidasida, Eucoccidiorida, Sarcocystidae.
AUGAGAGCACUAUUCCGUCUAUUAGCAACACUACUAUGUUGCGUCCCAGUGGGGCACUGCUGGGCAGCACCCCCACCUGCAGUGUUUCCUCGUCUUCGGGACGAUGUGUCGAGUGGCGAAUUCGUUAAUCUCACACGCGAAGAGGAAGAAGGAGAGUUCAGUGUGCGCGUGCUGAAGGAGUCAUCCUCGCGUUGCGGUUUGAGGUUAAACGACUGGGCAGAAAUACGCAUGCGAUCGUUCGCUCCGGGUGUCAAGAUACUGCCACACUUAUUCGAGAACAAGGAGUUCGGGCAUGCACUGCAAGGAUUCGAAGUGGGAAAACAUAAUGUCACCCCGUUGAACAGGGGGAUUAUUGGAAUGUGUGUUGGCGAAAUCAGAAGAGUUGGGAUUAAAAUUGGGAACAUGGGGAAAAUAUUCUACGAAGUCACGCUGGAAAACUUCAAGAGAAUACACCGCAAAACUCCACGUACAAAGGACGAACUUUGA